AUGUCAAUGCGAGGGGCAAAGGCUAAUAAAUCUAGUAUUGGUGUCACGAGUGAUCGAUUUAGUGAGUUCUGCAAACCUAGUUCUCAUAGUGACAUAAUUUUGUUGGUGGAAGAAAACCGCGUUUACUGCAACAAAAUAAUUCUGUCCUGUGCUUCUCCGGUGUUUGAAAGGAUGUAUUUAGGGGGAUUCAUAGAAAGGAAACAACAGGAAAUAUCGCUUCCUGGAAAGAAAUAUACAGAUUUUCUUUUUUUUCUGGAGUGUAUCUACCCUUCAACACUGGCGGAAAUAACGGAUGAAAAUGUGGAUGCCGUACUUCCUCUUGCAGAAGAAUACCAGGUUACUCAGCUGAAAAAGAGGUGUGAUUGUUUUAUCGAACGAAGAAUAACUCACAUUGACAAAGAACACGGUCAAGGCAUUAAACGUGGUUAUGUGAUCAAGAUUUGUAGAGAAAUCAUACAUUUUCUACAGCUGGCUGAUCAUUUCAACUUGGCUGAAGCUUGCAAGAUGGCCAUUGAAAAACUGGUCUAUUAUCCAUGGUCCAUAUUGCAAAGCGAUGUACAAGAGGCAAACAUAUCUGACAAGACUAAGAAUGCUAAAAGAAUAAGUAUUUAG
Molecule: messenger RNA, 612 nt
Organism: Gigantopelta aegis
Lineage: Eukaryota; Metazoa; Mollusca; Gastropoda; Neomphalida; Peltospiridae
Product: BTB and MATH domain-containing protein 36-like
Exons: 1
Coding region: 1-612 (203 amino acids)
Molecular function (GO): protein binding
Source: RefSeq, a predicted model, not a curated record